Ricinus communis (castor bean) is the source of this 612-nucleotide messenger RNA. RefSeq lists its product as uncharacterized. The transcript has a single exon. The record is from RefSeq and is a predicted model, not a curated record. The coding region runs from base 51 to 482 and encodes 143 amino acids. NCBI's taxonomy places the organism in Eukaryota, Viridiplantae, Streptophyta, Magnoliopsida, Malpighiales, Euphorbiaceae.
AAGCGUCAGAUGCCAAAAACACCUGCUGUAGCUGAAUUAGCUCUCAGAAAAUGGAAAGAAUCAAGGUUCUUGCAAUAACACUUUUGACAGCAUUCUUAAUGUUUAUGCCUCAAGUUAUUGGCAUACCACAGCAGCCAUCAAACCGCCCCUUAUGCGUCUCUCAACUUACCCUAGCCAACUACGCUUGUGGAAGGCUGCCUCUGUGGUCUUCAGGACCUGAAACCCCAUCAUCCAACCUUGUGUUUCCUGAUGAUCACAGGCAUGGUCAUAGACACAGGCGUAGAAGCGAGGGCAAAGACCACGACCAUGACACCCCUGUAGAUGACUGCUGCCGAUGGCUGAAUGAUCUUGAUGACGAAUGCAUCUGUGAGUUGCUGGUUCGCUUGCCACCAUUUCUUGCAAGGCCGUUGCAUCAGUAUACUGUCGUUAUUGCUGAUGCCUGCAACGUUACUUAUACAUGUAGUGGACGUGUGAGACCUUGAUUUUAUCGACUAACUUGUUCUCUGCUUCCUUCUGCUGUAACUUUGUUCAAAUUCUGCCAGUAUUGGUGGCGGUGUUGGUGUUGGUAUUAUUCUGAUAGUAAAUUAGCUUUAUGCAAACCUUUUAAGUUCA